AUGACACAAAACCGUUUAGCUUCCUCCUGUACCCCUACUGCAACUGCUGAAUCAGCUAGAAAGAGCAACUCUUCUAACAAAACAGGCAACACCCAUUCCUCACUGCAUAUCUACAAGAAACCAGUUGCACUCCAUCCUUUCAUCAGCUCCAAACACUCCAACACAUCAUCAAUCUACUGCACAAAGCCACUUCACAACAGUACUCCAACCUGCAACAGCUACUAUAUUCUCCUUUCCUCUCCAUUUCAACUCCAGCCUGCCACAGACUACCCCAACUAUGCUACAGAGACAGAAGACUUUACAAAAAUCUCCUUUUCUAUCUCAGUCUUUUCAGUCCCUGCUGAUCCUGUAAUGACAGCAACUUUGCAUGCACAAGUACAGAGACCUCUUGUAAAUAUUUAGAUGAAAAUCCAUUUUGUACUGCCAGAUUAGC
This is a messenger RNA of Ilex paraguariensis (yerba mate), 433 nucleotides long. The record is from the annotation of a GenBank genome assembly. NCBI's taxonomy places the organism in Eukaryota, Viridiplantae, Streptophyta, Magnoliopsida, Aquifoliales, Aquifoliaceae.